Messenger RNA from Capra hircus (goat), 2577 nucleotides. RefSeq names its product casein kinase 1 gamma 2 (gene CSNK1G2). The transcript has 12 exons. Gene Ontology annotation, biological process: positive regulation of canonical Wnt signaling pathway; peptidyl-serine phosphorylation; endocytosis. Gene Ontology annotation, molecular function: protein serine/threonine kinase activity; ATP binding. NCBI's taxonomy places the organism in Eukaryota, Metazoa, Chordata, Mammalia, Artiodactyla, Bovidae. The record is from RefSeq and is a predicted model, not a curated record. Gene Ontology annotation, cellular component: plasma membrane; cytoplasm; nucleus. Bases 476 to 1720 code for a protein of 414 amino acids.
GACGCUGCGAGACCGGGGCGAGCCGGGCGCCCGCGCGGCGGGGACGGCCCGCGCCCAACAUGCGGAGGCCGGCGGCGGCGCGGGAGCGGGAGCGGGGACCCAAGCGGGCGCCGGAGCCAGAGCCGGAGCGCGAACAGGGUCCGGAGCGGGGGUCCGCGCAGCGCUGCUGAGGGAGCCCGAGCCGCCCAGUCCGGCCGCGGGGCCACGGUCGCGGCAGAGGCUGUCAGGCGAGAGCCACGAGAUUUGAGCCCCCGGGACCCGUCAGCAGCAUGAGUCCUCCCCCCGUGUGCGACCCGGAGGCCACCGAGAUGAGCGCUGCGGCCGGGCCCUCGCGCGCGCCCGUGUCCCACUAGCCGGAGCGCGCCAGGCGCCAUGGGGUGUUAGCCCCGAAGAGCCGCCGCGACCGCAGGUCUCCGUGGAGCCGGAUUUGCACGGCAGCUGAGUCACCGUGGAGAGGCCAGGGUACCACAAACUUAUGGAUUUUGACAAGAAAGGAGGGAAAGGGGAGUCGGAGGAGGGCCGGAGAAUGUCCAAGGCCGCCGGUCGGGCCAGCCACAGCGUCCGCAGCUCGGGGACCAGCUCGGGGGUCCUGAUGGUGGGCCCCAACUUCCGGGUCGGGAAGAAGAUAGGCUGUGGCAACUUCGGGGAGCUCCGGCUAGGAAAGAAUCUCUAUACAAAUGAAUACGUAGCUAUCAAAUUGGAGCCCAUCAAGUCCCGGGCGCCGCAGCUGCACCUGGAGUACCGCUUCUACAAGCAGCUCAGCGCCGCAGAGGGCGUCCCUCAGGUCUACUACUUCGGCCCGUGUGGGAAGUACAACGCCAUGGUGCUGGAGCUGCUCGGGCCUAGCCUAGAGGACCUGUUCGACUUGUGCGACCGCACGUUCACGCUCAAGACGGUGCUCAUGAUAGCCAUCCAGCUGAUCACGCGCAUGGAGUAUGUGCACACCAAGAGCCUCAUCUAUCGCGAUGUGAAGCCGGAGAACUUCCUAGUGGGGCGGCCGGGCACGAAGCGGCAGCACGCCAUCCACAUCAUCGACUUCGGCUUGGCCAAGGAGUACAUCGACCCCGAGACCAAGAAGCACAUCCCGUACCGCGAGCACAAGAGCCUGACAGGCACGGCACGCUACAUGAGCAUCAACACGCACCUGGGCAAGGAGCAGAGUCGCCGUGAUGACCUGGAGGCGCUGGGCCACAUGUUCAUGUACUUUCUGCGCGGCAGCCUGCCCUGGCAGGGGCUCAAGGCUGACACGCUCAAGGAACGCUACCAGAAGAUCGGGGACACCAAGCGGGCCACGCCCAUCGAGGUGCUUUGUGAGAGCUUCCCAGAGGAGAUGGCCACCUAUCUGCGCUACGUGCGGCGCCUAGACUUCUUUGAGAAGCCGGACUACGACUACCUGCGCAAGCUCUUCACCGAUCUCUUCGACCGCAGCGGCUUCGUGUUUGACUACGAGUACGACUGGGCCGGGAAGCCCCUGCCCACGCCCAUCGGCACGGCUCACUCUGACCUGCCCGCGCAGCCUCAGGUUCGAGAGAAAGCCUUGCUCUACAGCAAAAACCAGGCACUUAACUCCACCAACGGGGAGCUGAAUGCCGACGACCCCACCGCCGGGCACUCCAACGCCCCCAUCACAGCCCCUGCAGAGGUGGAGGUGGCUGACGACACAAAGUGCUGCUGUUUCUUCAAAAGGAGAAAGAGAAAAUCGCUACAGCGACACAAGUGACCCCAGGGCAGUGACCCCCGAAUCCUUCCGCUGCAGCCCCCCGGGGCCAGCUUGUCCACGGCCUCGUUGGCCACAGCCGGACGCAGACUGCAGGCCGGCAGCGCUGCCGCCCCCGCGCGGGGUCACGACCCUCACAUAAGACUUGGGCCGAGAUUUCUACACCUGUGUCUAGUCCUCCCCUCCGAGAGCAUUAACUAUUUAAAACAAGGAAAAGAGAAACCACAGCGGCUGCCCUGCCCUGCGCCCCCGCCCGCGUCUGCUGAGUGAGUAGAGCGGCCGCCGGCACCACCGCCCGCCCGUUAGUGUCAUAAAGUCCAGCUUGUCUCCCUCGAUCCAAAGGCCGUUUUCUCGAGGGGGCGCUGCGGGGCGUUGCUGCCGGGGGUGAGCCCACCCUGGGCCUCCCCAGACUGGAGGGGAAGGCGGGGUGGGGGCGGCCCCCAACCAAAAUGCUGCACCAAAGCCUGGGCCGGCAGGCGCGGCCCUCAGGGGUCCUGGCACCUGUCGGUGGAGCCGCCGGCCUCAACUUGGGCUGGGGGCAGCCACCUCGAGGCCCGUGGGCGGCGCGUGUGCGGGCUUUUUGUGUCGCUCCGCGCUGCCGGCCGAGCCUGGAGACAAGCGCCUUAAAGCCCGUCUGAGCCCCGCAGGUGUGUGUGGAGCGGGCAGCCCCGUCAGUGCGGUCCCAGUGGUCCCCUGGGGCUGCGAGCUGCGGGCAGAGCAGCUGGGGCGUCUUCGCGGUGCGUGCGUCUAGGUCUGGCUUUACAAAGUGUACAGAAAUGGCACUUCCGUUUCUCUGAUGCUUCCUGGAAGCCAUAGAACUUAGGGGCUUUUUUAAAAAAAAUAAAGGAAAAUGAAACCAA